AUGGCGCAUUUUUCUGUAGUUUCACUCACCCAAGUUGUUUUGCUGUUGGUUUUCAUCUGCUGGACGACGAGUUCGACUGGCGCAGUCUUUUCCUUGGAGGAAGAAUUCCUACAACUGAAAGAAAACUAUAUUCAAAUGAAACAACUCUUUGAAUCAACAGCGAUUGAACAGCAGGGAAAAAUGACACAAUUGGAGGCGCAACUCGAACUAAAUAAUGAACAAAGACAAGAUUUGACAUUGAAAGUAACUCAAUUAGAGGCCAAAAAUGUCCAACUGGAAGUCAAAAUUGGAAAACUGGAGGCCAAAAUUGAACAACAAGAUUCGCUUUUAACUUCCCUUUCACGAGAGAAAAAUGAACGUACAGCAGCAGCAACCGAUUCUGUUUCAAUUAGCAACAAUCUAUCGGCUGUUUCCAUCAACGGACUGCCGUCUUCUUGCGGGGAUCUCAAAAUGAUCGGUCACACGCUGAACGGAUUUUAUUCCGUCAUGGGAUUGGCGAAAAUGGAAUCCGUUUAUUGCGAUUUCACUAAACUCCCAGACGAUGCGGGUUUCCAGAAAUGGAUUGGAUACGCCGACGUUAAAUCGACGCCCGUCCAUUUCUACGUCCAGAGAAAUUCUUCAUUUUACACAAAAUUCACUCCGAUUCCGUUCAAUUUGGCGGUGGUGAACGAGGGAAACGCCAUGGAUUUGACAUCGGGGAAAUUCACGGCCCCGCGACCGGGAAUUUAUUUUUUCUCUUUCGCGGGAAUAACGAGUCUUCAUGAAUCUUCAUCUUCUGCUUAUUUUGAAUUUUAUCUUUUUUUGAACGGGAAUCGAAUCGGGUCAAGUUUAGUUCAAGAGUAUUAUAACUUCCCCGUUGCUCAAUUGAGUCCGUUGCCCCUCCAGUCGACGCUCAACUUGAAAACAGGCGAUCAAGUCUGGGUGGAGAUUGAAUAUUCUCCUGGUUCAACCUCGCAUUUGUAUGACAGCAGUUCCCACAUGACCCAUUUCACGGGUUUCAUGUUGGAGGAGGAAAUUGUGGCGUCACUUUGA
Molecule: messenger RNA, 1032 nt
Organism: Daphnia pulex (common water flea)
Lineage: Eukaryota; Metazoa; Arthropoda; Branchiopoda; Diplostraca; Daphniidae
Exons: 4
Coding region: 1-1032 (343 amino acids)
Molecular function (GO): protein binding
Source: RefSeq, a predicted model, not a curated record